This is a messenger RNA of Lodderomyces orthopsilosis Co 90-125, 1425 nucleotides long. RefSeq names its product putative glucan endo-1,3-beta-D-glucosidase (gene SCW11). The record is from RefSeq and is a predicted model, not a curated record. Gene Ontology annotation, biological process: cell wall organization. NCBI's taxonomy places the organism in Eukaryota, Fungi, Ascomycota, Pichiomycetes, Serinales, Debaryomycetaceae. Gene Ontology annotation, molecular function: 1,3-beta-glucanosyltransferase activity; glucan endo-1,3-beta-D-glucosidase activity. Gene Ontology annotation, cellular component: cell surface; fungal-type cell wall; extracellular region. The coding region runs from base 1 to 1425 and encodes 474 amino acids. The transcript has a single exon.
AUGUUUGCCAUACUAUUUACAUUCCUUUUCAUCAACCUUAUAUCUGCUGCUCCAAUACCAGCUGUAAUAACAAGAUAUCACACUGCUGCUCCAGUCACUCAAGUCGUUACACAUACAACAGGAACUACUACUGUAUGGUUACCUCCUGUUGGUAUUUAUGUCUUAGCUGAUGGAAGUUCAUCAACGAGUACUAUUUGGAGUGGUCAAUGGAAUACUUAUCCUGCUACAUUUACAUCAGUUUUGACUCCUGAUAACGAAAAUACUCAACCAGCUGCCCAACCAACUACUACAUCUGAAACUACUCCUGCAACUAAUACUGUUACUGAAACUACUGCUGAGGCUGAACCAACCACUGAACAAAAUGGUGAGACAACACCUGCUGCAACUACUGCUCAACCUGAAACUACCCCAACUGGAACCACUCAACAAACCACUCAACAAACCACUCAACAAACCACUCAACAAACCACUCAACAAACCACUCAACAAACCACUCAACAAACUCAACAAUCCAGUCAACAAACUCAACAAUCCUCAUCAAUUUCUUCAUCAAAUGAUACACCAUCAUCAAGCUCAUCAUCGUCAUCAGAAAGCAGCAGUGGUAUCAAUGACGGAUGGUCGGAUAAUCUUUCACCACCUUCUACAAUUGUCUACUCGCCAUAUGCCAACGACAGAAGUUGUAAAUCAUCAGACGAUAUCAACUCAGACUUGCAAUUAAUUUACAACACUGGAAUCAAACAAAUUAGAUCUUAUGGAACGGAUUGUGGAUCCUUAACUACUGUGUUGCAAAAAUGUAAGGAAUUAGGAAUCAAAGUCAACCAAGGUGUAUGGGUUUCUCAAGAUGGUGUUGAUUCCGCGGAUGAUCAAAUUGAUCAAGUUAUUGAAUAUGGACAACAAAAUGGAUGGGAUAUUUUCAACCUAAUUACCUUUGGUAACGAAGCCAUCAAUUCUCAAUAUGUUGAUGUUGAUUCCAUGAUGACCAAAUUGGAUUCUGUUAGGACACAGUUCCGUAAUGCCGGAUAUAAUGGAUACGUCACUACUGCUGAACCGCCAGCUACAUUUAUCAAUUAUCCUAAAUUAUGUACUGAUACCAGUAUGGAUAUUGUCGCCAUUAACCCUCAUUCAUAUUUCAACGAAAAUAUCAGCCCGGCAAAAGCUGGUGACUAUGUUACAACACAACAAUCACAAGUUGCUAAAUUAUGUAAAGGAAAACUGGUUUGGAUCACUGAAACUGGGUAUCCGUCGCAAGGAGCCACCUUGGGGUUAAAUGUACCAUCGCCGGAAAACCAAGAAAUUGCAAUCAAGUCGAUAUUGGAUUCCACUGGUGGUGAAGUUACCAUAUUGACUACGUAUAAUGAUUUUUGGAAAGAUCCUGGUCAAUAUGGAAUUGAACAAUAUUUCGGUGUUAUUAAUUUAUUCAGCUAG